AUGAGAAAGAACUCCAAUGACGAUGACGAUGACGAUGACGACGAAGACGAAGAAGACGAAGACGAAGACGAAGACGAAGACGAAGAGGACGAAGAAGAUGAAGAAGAAGAAGAAGAAGAAGAAGAAGAAGAAGAAGAAGAAGGCCUUGGCAAUGUUGGUUGCAGCGAUGUGAGAACGGAGUGA
Penicillium paradoxum is the source of this 183-nucleotide messenger RNA. RefSeq lists its product as uncharacterized. The record is from RefSeq and is a predicted model, not a curated record. Bases 1 to 183 code for a protein of 60 amino acids. The transcript has 2 exons. NCBI's taxonomy places the organism in Eukaryota, Fungi, Ascomycota, Eurotiomycetes, Eurotiales, Aspergillaceae.